AUGGAUACUGAUGACCUUUUUGAAAAUAUUCCUGAUAACAGUAUGGCUGAAUGUGUCGCUACUACAAGCAAUAGUGCGAAUAUCAUAUCUGACAUUCUUAUUGUUUCAAAAAGACCUAGCACUAAACUUCUCUCUCCUGUUAGACCCUAUUUUUCACAAAAAACUAUUGAUAAUCAGUCAGUAAUUUGCAGUAUCUGUAAAAGUGAAUUCAGCGUAACUAUAGCUACUAGUAACUUACAUAAACACCUUAACUCUCGACAUCUGAGCUGGGAAACAAACAAAUCAAUACCAAUUCAACAAGUUCUUACAUUUACGCCUGAAGCUACAAUUUCAAAACAAACCCUCAUAAUGGCUCAAAAAACUAAAUUUAAUAUUAUAGACUUGCCUUCACAUGAUGUUAUUAAGUCUAUCAUUCAAAAAGCAUUUACUGUAAUGCAAAAAGAUAUUCAGUCUCUUUUUGAACAAAUUUCUAGUAAAAUUUCCAUUACGUUAGAUAUUUGGACCUCUCGUGCUAAUAUGCCUUUUAUUUGUAUCACAGCAUAUUGGAUAGAUAGUGACUAG
Scutellospora calospora is the source of this 561-nucleotide messenger RNA. The record is from the annotation of a GenBank genome assembly. NCBI's taxonomy places the organism in Eukaryota, Fungi, Glomeromycota, Glomeromycetes, Diversisporales, Gigasporaceae.